AUGCUUCAUCGAAGAAGUUCUGAGGUUCCCCCUGAUAGAUCUCCGUACCGAUCACCCAUCAGGAGGCCUUCAAGUAAAGCAAAUGAUAAGAGUGAUAGAAUUUCACAACAUGGUAUUACCAUUCCACAGAUUGAAAUAACAAGAGACAGCAGCACUGAACGAGGCAAUUCGUUUGACGAUGACGAAGCCAGUUUACUAAAACGUAAAGCCUCAACUGAAGACAAAGGCAAGGUUAUCAGUCGCAAAAAGUCCGACCUGGUUGGUGCAGACAAUUAUCGGACGCCAAACAAUAGCAUGGUGUCCCAGCAAGAUAUGCCUGUCGAUAACUAUCCGGGUAACCCCUCUGAGCCUUGGCGGACUAUGAUAACUCCAGACAGGGUGUCUGCUUCUCCUGGUUCGGCCAAAGUGAGGCCCCACAUUGUAGGCACGGAUUCCGAGGCGUUUUAUGACAAUGAGGAUAAUCUGCAACAUGGGAUCCGGGUAGUGAAUCCUAAUCCAAUGCGUCUUUUUGUGGCUUUGUUUGAUUAUGAUCCUGCAGUUAUGUCUCCAAAUGCAGAUGGAUCUGAUGCUGAACUUCCAUUCCGUGAAGGACAAGUUAUAAAGAUAUUUGGUGAAUGCGAUUCUGAUGGUUUUUAUAAAGGAGAGUGCAAUGGUAAAGUUGGUUAUGUCCCUUGUAAUAUGGUCACAGAAGUUAAAGUCGAUGACCCUGAUGUGGUACAACAGCUGCUGAAAGAGUCUAGUAGCACCUCCAGUGGAGAUAGUAGUAGUACUCCUGCCAAAGAGAACUUUCCCUCCAACUCAAUGUAUAUGAGUUCUGGCCUGCCUGUUGCCUCUGACCAGCUUGGUCCCGGGAAACGCAUGGUUGCUCUCUAUGACUAUGAUCCCCAGGAGCUUUCACCUAAUGUUGACGCUGAAGUAGAGCUCGCAUUCAAAAUGGGUGACCUGAUCAUUAUCUAUGGUGACAUGGACGAUGAUGGAUUUUUCAUUGGUGAGGUCAAAGGCAAAAAAGGGCUGGUACCUUCUAAUUUCAUUCGUGAAGCUCAAACGCCCGACGAGGAAAUUGAAAGGGCCAGCGUGACGCAAAGCCAGUCGAGGGACUCUAUCCCGUCACCCAAUAUUGAUGAAGAAGUCAGUCGGGUGUCUGGCAUGGGUACCAAGUCUCUAUCUGAAUGCAAACUUGACAGUGAUGGCCGCCCUGCUUCAGCCUCCCAGUCGGACGAUGAUCGCAAACCCAAACGCAAAGGGGGUACAUUUCUCUUUGUCCAUUCCUGUUCCAGUCUCUUCCCCCUUUGCCCGCUUGUAUUUCAGUCUAUUCUCCUCUUUGCCCGCUUGAAUCCCAGUCUUUUCUCCCUUUCCCGCUUGUAUCGCAGUCUCUUCCCCCUUUGCCUGGUUGUAUCACAGUCUCUUUGCCCUUUGCCCACUUGUAUCCCAGGCUCUCCCCCUUUGCCCACUUCUUUCCCCCUUUGCCCACUUCUUUCCCAGGCUCUUCCCCCUUUGCCCACUUGCCUUCAGUUCCAGACUGCCCAUUUAUCUCCCUUUGCCCAUUGCUAUUCUACUUCAUCUCUCUUUUCCCACUCUGAUGCCAGUCCAUCUCUCUUUUUCCACUCCUAUUCCAGUCUCUUCCCCCUUUGCCUGCUUGAAUCCCAGUUUCUUCCCACCUCUUCCCCCUUUGCCCACUUGUAUCCCAGUCUCUUCCCCUUGCCCACUUGUAUCCCAGUCUCUUCCCCCUUUGCCCACUUGUGUCCCAGGCUCUCCCCCUUUGCCCACUUCUUUUCCAGGCUCUUCCCCCUUUGCCCGCUUGUAUCCCAGUCUUUUCGCCCUUUACCCACUUAUAUCCCAGUCUCUUCCCUGCUUUACUCGCUUGUAUCCCAGUCUCUUCCCCUUGCCCACUUGUAUCCCAGUCUCUUCCCCCUCUCCCUUUUUACUCGCUUGUACCCCAGUCACUUCGCCCUUUACCCGCUUAUAUCCCAGUCUCUUCCCCCUUUGCCCACUUGUAUCCCAGGCUCUUCCCCCUUUGCCCACUUGUAUCCCAGGCUCUCCCCCUUUGCCCAUUUGAAUCCCAGUCUCUUCCCCUUUUACCCACUCGUAUUUCAACCAUCCCCUCCCCACUCUUAUAACAGUCUGUUGAAGUAA
Messenger RNA from Acanthosepion pharaonis, 2133 nucleotides. The record is from the annotation of a GenBank genome assembly. NCBI's taxonomy places the organism in Eukaryota, Metazoa, Mollusca, Cephalopoda, Sepiida, Sepiidae.